This is a messenger RNA of Medioppia subpectinata, 768 nucleotides long. Lineage: Eukaryota; Metazoa; Arthropoda; Arachnida; Sarcoptiformes; Oppiidae. The record is from the annotation of a GenBank genome assembly.
AUGAAUCCAUGGAGUUGUCGAUCAAAUGGUGAUUGCAUUAUAAACCCAUUGACGAGAAACUUAUGCAAAAAAUGUCGGCUCCAGAAGUGUUUAGGCGUUGGGAUGAGACGAGAAUUUAUCAGAAGUGAUGAACAAAAUGAGAGGAGAAAGAAAGCGAUGCAAGAAAAUAAAUUAAAUAAAUUGAAACAGAAAGACAUUUUGGAUAAAUUGCUCAACAAUUCAAUUGAUGUUAAUUUGAAUGAAGUGACAGACAUUGGAAACAGUAUUACAGAUAUUACAUUAGAAGGGGAUUUGCUAGAAAUCAAUGAAAACAAUACAGCAAUUGUUCCCAUGUUUAGGGAAAUCACGGAUUAUAACGGUUUGAAUGAAUUGGAAAACAAUAGGAUAUCAGAGCUGACGAGCGCUGCCGUUGUGUUUGACUACAAAAUGCCUAAUAAUGUUGUCAUAAAAAUAAACACCUUUACAGAAAUGGUCAUAAACUGUAGCGCAAAGCAAGAGUGUCUAAUAAUGGACAUGGUCAAUUUCACUAAAUCUCUGUCCGGAUAUAACUCAGUUUGCGCUGAGGAUAGGGUGACACUAAUGAAGUAUGGCUUCAAUGAGUUGACGUCUAUCCAGGGCUUUAGGUUUUACGAUAAAUUGACCCAUAAUUUCUAUGUGCCUUUAAAUGAUGAUAAAUCUGUUCAGAUCAAUAUGAAUGUGAUGUUAACAGCAAUAAUAUAUUAUAACCCUAAUCGACCGAAUCUAACUCAUAAACUCAGUGUUAAGUGA